This is a messenger RNA of Exaiptasia diaphana, 5967 nucleotides long. RefSeq names its product phosphatidylinositol 4-kinase alpha. The record is from RefSeq and is a predicted model, not a curated record. The coding region runs from base 84 to 5108 and encodes 1674 amino acids. The transcript has 30 exons. Gene Ontology annotation, molecular function: 1-phosphatidylinositol 4-kinase activity. Gene Ontology annotation, cellular component: plasma membrane; cytoplasm. Gene Ontology annotation, biological process: phosphatidylinositol phosphate biosynthetic process; phosphatidylinositol-mediated signaling. Lineage: Eukaryota; Metazoa; Cnidaria; Anthozoa; Actiniaria; Aiptasiidae.
AGCCGAGUUCUGCUGAAACUCUGCGACAUUUAGCUUGUUCUCUCGCCGCUUUAAACCCUGCACCAUGGCCAAAAGUCAARAAAAUGUCCAGGCUAUGCCCUGGCAGACCCAAGACACCGACAGACUACUACACUUUAGACCAAAGAAGCCAGGAAGCUAUACUAGCACUGGGACUUUAUGAACUCCAGUCAAAUCUCCAGUACAAAUCCAAAAUAAUGCCAUACUUAAUUGAUGUAUUGAAGAAUCUCCCGGCAGCAAAGUGGAUUGAACCUCAGAUGUUUACGAUAGCUUCAAAGUCCCCAAUUUCUGGAGAGUUUACUCUGUGUUUUGUGAGUCUUAUGAGUAGUCUAGCAAGAAAGGAUAAUUUGCUGGCAGGAAAGAUAAACAAAGCAAUAAUGGAUGUGUUUGAAAUUCUGGUGAAAAGGUGCUGGUCUUAUAAAGAAAUGAGAGAUAUUGAUAACAAAGCAAAUUUCUGUCACUUCACAAUCCCAAUCCUUCUGGGCAUGGCCCAAGCACUUGGCGUCUCUAGAGUGUAUUCAGGGAAGGACCCCYUGAUUCUGAAGCUYAUUAAAACUGGCUCUAAAACAACAAAGGGAUGCCUGAAUCAGAUCUUUAGACAAACAAGCUGGGCUCCUAGGAACAGCUGCACUUACCAAACAAACAUGGGGCUYUGUUUUAAUGAUGACGAAAUUGAAAAUCUUGUCAUGCAGGUUGAGAAAAUGCUUGAUACUCAGGUAUUGAAUGGCAUUGAUGCCACAUUGCUGGAAUGCUUACAGUCAGGUUCACUUCCUGAAAGUUUCACAUACAAGACAUACAAUGAAGUGAUCAUUUUAUCAAUGGUAACACUWCUCAGAGACAUCUAUAAGACAACACCAGACGUUUCACAAAAACAAUCAAAGAAAGCACAAGAAAUUGGCAAAAACAUCUUCUUGGCAGAGAAGACAGAAAUCCARAAACGGAACAGUGAAUUGAACCAUCACACCUUAAAGUGGAAAUUACAAAUCAUUUCAGCCAGCGUGGACCUUAUGGUGUGGACGGUACAAGAUGAACAAGAUGCCGAUGCACUGUGUCAGAAUAUCUCGGAGUUUUUGUGUUCUCAUUUAGUGGUUUCAUUAGUGCAGACUGAUUUGUGCUUGUUUACUUGUUGCUUGGAAGGACUUGGAUCACUGGCUGACAAGUUUCCUACAUUGUCUAACACAAUAUUGGCAUCAUUUCGAAAUUUCCUCCUCACUCCAGCCCCCCUGUUUACCAAGAAUAGCAGUCCUACAGCCAAGAAGCCCAUGUUACCUAUAGUAAUGAUGGUAUCCGACAGCGAGGACAAUGCACCCUUACUUACUUUAAAUGCCUCGGAUGUUAGCAAUAAGGAUAAAGAUUCUYUGGAGUAUUUACUGAGGAAAGCAACCCUUGAAAACAUAUGCAGGGCUCUAAAAGCAGGACAAAAAGUGGACGAAAACUGCGUACAAGCGUUCCUAUCAUCAAUAUCCAACAAGCUGUACACACUAGAGAAUACAGAUGAUGACACAGUCAAUUUAGUGUCUACUAACGCCAUUCUUACAUUGGGUCACGUAGCAUUCAUGCUUCACUCUGUACCACAGACCACCGAGUCAGUCCUUACUAUUCUYCAGCAUAGAUUUUGCCAUCCGCCGUCAUCCCUGGAUCCAUUGAUUGUUGAACAGCUUGGGUAUUUGGUUCUUACUGGAAAUGACCAAAUCUACCAGCAGAUUAUGGGUAUGUUUAUGAAGAUCACCAUCGAUGCUGGCUCCAUGGCGUACUCUCGUGAACCCUCGGCUGACAGGGAAACAACACAAGGAUAUAGAUUGGCCGCUUCGUCUAGUGCAGGUAAUCUUGGUGUCCUUAUUCCAGUCAUUGCCACAGUCAUGAAGCGUCUUCCACCUAUCACUGACCCAAAGGCUCGUCUGCAUAAGCUCUUCUGGGACUUCUGGCUUUACUGCGUCGUAAUGGGAUUCGGCGUUGAAGGAUCGACACUGUGGCCAAAUGAAUGGUACAUAGGGGCAUGUACCAUCGCUGCCAAAUCGCCAUUACUACUGGGUGCUGAACACUUGAGAUCACGAUUGAUGUAYAAYUCCGCCUUACGAAACGAUGCUGUCGCUCCGGCUGAAUUAAAUGAAGUCCGUGCACGAGUGUUGGAGACACUUGGCAAUUCCCCAGAGAUUGUUGCCAUCGUAAAUAAGCUCAACUUUGGUCARUGCACUUAUUUACUGUCAGUCUAUAGACUAGAGACACUCCGGGUAUCCUCCGACUCCGGUUCAUUCCAUUCUAUMUUUUAUUAUCUUGAAGAUCGCGCUGUUCAGAAAGAUAAAGCUGAUAUGUGGCAGUGUAUAGCAGCYAUUGGUGAUAAAGCUUUUUCUUUCUUCCUUGAAACCAUGGCUAGCAAAUCAAGGACAGCGGAGCGCGAACGAGAGCUAGUGGAGCAUGCUCAGUUCCUACUGGUCAAAUUUAAUCACUUGUUGAAGAGAAUACGACGCGUGGCUGACAAAUAUUUGUCGUCGCUUGUUGAUAAGUUUCCACAUCUACUGUGGAACAGUACAGUACUGCACUUUAGUCUGGAUCUGUUACACACCUUGUCACAGACKCUCGAUCAACCAAAAGAGAAUCAUCAGACGAUGGAGGUACUCGUACCCGGGACGUCUUACAAAAUCAUGGUUCACGAGGAAAUGGAAGGUCGAGAGGGGACUGUGGGAGACUUUGCUGCUCGGUGUAGUGGUAUUCUCCAAGAAGCUAUCAAAUGGGCUCCUGAGGCUACACGUUCAUUGCUGCAGGACUAUAUCAUGAAAAGAGAACAAGUACCACAGUCAACAUCUCAACACACAGGGCUCGCUCUGGCCAUGGAGAAUAUCAUCCAGUUUGCUGGCAUAUCAUCGUCUUGUGCUUCUCUUAGUGCAUCCGCUCUUGAACGGCGACCAAGCUGUUUUAAAAAAGACUGUGCUGUCAUUUCAUCGGGCUUGACCAUUAGGAGUAAAUACGUAGGAGAGAUCAUCGGUAUGAAGGUUAUCAUCGCCAGCAAAGCAGAGAAAGAGCAAGAYGUCAACAAACUUUUAUUUAAGGUUCUUAACAAAGAGCUGACUGGGAGCACUUCGGCUAAAGUGGAAUCCUUUGUGGCUGCCAUGUACAAGGCCACUGCUGUWAUUGUCACGACMCCUGAGGUUGACAGACAGUUAAUCCAUAACGUCUGCUGGCGUCCGGCGCAGAUCUUUACCAAGGAAUCACUGUCCACGGCUGUUUCUUGCUGGGAAUGGAUAUUAGGUGCAAGGAAAGACCUCGAACUUCACAUCCUCAGUGAAAUCAGCUGGGCUUGGCAAUGGACUGUAUGUCGUCGAGUGGGAAUGUUCUCACCUUGUCAACCAAUGGAAAGUCCAUUGGCUUCUUUUGAAGACGACAAAUCCCCGCCCUCCCCUCCUGAUGUUGCACCUCAUGAUAUUUGGAUUAAGUUCUUGGCCAAGAGAUUUGAAAUCGCCAAAUAUUACAGUUCAGACCAGGUGGAAAUCAUAGCAGGUCUUCUGCAACGAUCACUUCCGUUGUCACCCAAACGCUCGGGGUUGCUGUCUCGACACAUCGUGGCUCUCAAGCCAAGAUUUCGACUGCUACAUCUUGGUUUGUGUAUAUUACAAGGAGAUUUCCUAACCAACUCAAUUGCUAAGAAUGUUUUGAGGGAAAGAAUCUACUGCAAUGCACUUGAUUAUUUCAGGUUUGUUCCUUCUAAAAUAUUGUAUUGUGGCGUCAUCGAGUGUGUACCUGAUUCAGAGUCACGUGACCAGCUGGGUCGCCAGACCGAGGUAGACUUGUACGAGUAUUACGUCAAGACCUAUGGUGACGAAAGCACUCCGCAGUUUCAACAGAUUAUUUGGAACAUGAAAACAAACAUCUACACAGACGAGGAAUCUCAGCACAAAGACUCACAGAUCGGAGAUCAUUUAGAAAAYAUUAUUAGCAGGAUUAUCGAAUCGAUAUCGGGACCAGCCAGAGAGUUUUAUCAAAGAGAGUUUGACUUCUUUGAUAAAGUCACCAACAUCUCGGCCAUUAUUAAGCCGUACCCCAAAGGUGAUGAACGUAAACAAGCCUGCCUUGAUGCAUUAAGUCAAAUAACGGCAGAGCCAGGCGUCUACUUACCAAGCAAUCCAGAAGCCAUGGUACUCGAGAUAGACAAGACYUCRGGGAGACCCAUGCAGAGCGCCGCCAAAGCUCCAUUCUUAGCCAAGUUUAGAGUACAGCGGUGUGGGAUUUCUGAGUUGGAGAAUAUCAAUGCCAAAAAAGAAUUUCCUCAAGAAUCCGAAGAAAACAAAGAAACAAAUCAAGACAGCAGUAUUUACUGGCAAGCGGCAAUCUUCAAAGUGGGUGAUGACGUCAGACAGGAUAUGCUCGCUUUACAAGUCAUCUCAUUGUUCAAGAACAUCUUCGAGGAGAUCGGCCUUGACGUCUAUUUGAAACCGUACAGAGUAGUUGCUACAUCUCCAGGGUGUGGCGUCAUCGAAUGCGUACCUGAUUCAGAGUCACGUGACCAGCUGGGUCGCCAGACCGAGGUAGACUUGUACGAGUAUUACGUCAAGACCUAUGGUGACGAAAGCACUCCGCAGUUUCAACAGGCUCGUUCCAAUUUYAUCAAAAGCAUGGCUGCGUAUUCUAUUGUUAGUUUCUUGCUACAAAUCAAAGACAGACAUAAUGGGAACUUGAUGUUGAAUCGAGCUGGUCACAUUAUACACAUUGAUUUUGGUUUCAUGUUCGAGUCUUCACCUGGUGGUAAUCUUGGAUUUGAACCAGACAUGAAAAUAUCUCACGAAAUGGUCAUGAUAAUGGGAAGAACAAUGGAGUCGCCUCCAUUCAGGUGGUUCAUGGACUUGUGUGUCAAGUCGUAUCUUGCAGUCAGACCGUAUCAGGAGGCYAUUGUCUCGCUUGUAGCCCUGAUGCUUGACACAGGUCUUCCAUGCUUUAGAGGCGAGACUUUAAAGAGACUGAGAGCUCGAUUYAGCCCAGCGCAAAGUGAAAGAGAUGCCGCUAACUACAUGUUGAAAGUGAUUCGCGACUCUUAUUUAAAUUACAGGACAAGAGUUUACGACUUGAUCCAACUUGCACAAAACCAGAUUCCUUGCUAAAUGAAGCCUUACGGAACACCGAUUGUACACUAACAUGGCCUCUUUACUAUUUAAGUUAUCGUUCCCCCUACAAAAAGGAAAAGAUUAGAAAAACUUUGGGCACAGUAUAGUAAGAGGUUUUGACAGAUAGCUUGCUAUCUUGCUAUACUAUACUAAAUGCUGAGCAAGUAAGAACAGCCAGAAAAUGGAAAAUUCGCAUUACAGAAACUCGGUGGCGAGCUGGUCACWCCAGAUAAUGAAUUCCGUCGACUCGAACUUUAGAAAGUCAAGUUAAAAGUUUGCAAACUUUAGCGAAUAUCAUUACAAGUCAAGAGUUCGGAAGAGCUAUUGGAUUACAAAAACAUGCAGAGAUGUAUUUGCGACAGAAGAAAGCUUAAAAUAUUUCAAGUGAAGGYUGUACCUGCUCGACAAACCAUACCAUGACCUAGCCGCCUCCGCAGGCAUCACUAAGAAUCACGGGCUUCCUGUCUUUUUUGGGAGUCAGAAGAAGGAGAAUGGGGCCGUACUUUCUCGUCUCUAGUCCCUAGCGUCCAAAGAUGACCGUUACAAAGGAAGCCCAAACGAGGAAAAAAGAGUUGCCUGGUGAGGAGGCAUGACCGACUUCACUAAUUCAAGUUCUUGAUGGAGGUGCGAAUGACGUUGAAUACGUUAGCGAUGAAAAAAUGAAAAUUAUGAAAAAUACACAUUAAAUGUAAUUAUUAAUAUAUUUAAGGAAAAUAGAUUAGUCAUUGGAUACAUAGCUACACAAAUUUGCCUUGUAUCUGCGUUGUUGACUUGAAGAUAAAUAGAAAUACUUGUCUUGAAAAAAAAAUGUAUCUGCGUUGUUGACUUGAAGAUAAAUAGAAAUACUUGUCUUGAA